GGAAGGAAGGAAGGAAGGAAGGAAGGAAGGAAGGAAGGAAGGAAGAGAAAGAGGGAGGAGCGCCAAGUGAAAAAGAAAAGGAGGGAGGCAAGAGAAGGAAGGAAGGAAGAGGAAGAGACAAACGAAAGAAGGAAACGUGUUGUCUAAGGCUUCAUGGCCCGAAGGCUUUCAUGGCCCGAAUCACUGGCUUGCUGUGAGUUUUCCGUGCUGUAUGGCCACGUUCCAGAAGCAAUCCCUCCUGACGCUUCGCCUGCAUCUAUGGUCUGUAGCGAGGGGGGGGGAGAGUUAGGAGUCCACCCCCCCCCCCCGAAAUUUUUCAGGUUAUAAAAAAACCUGCCAAGCUAGCAGUUCCUGCCAACCUAGCAGUUUGAAAACAUUCAAAUGUGAGUAGAUCAAUAGGUACCGCUCUGGCGGGAAGGUAACGGCGCUCCAUGCAGUCAUGCCGGCUGCAUGACCUUGGAGAUGUCUAUGGACAACUCCCGUUCUUCGGCUUAGAAAUGGAGAUGAGCACCAACCCCCAGAGUCGGUCACCACUGGACUUAACGUCAGGGGAAACCUUUACCUUUAAAAAACCUGGUUUACUCAAGAAUUUUAACUGAAGCCCCCAGAUGGCAUAGUGGACUAAGUGUCUUGAAGGUUGGGUUGCUGACCUGAAAGCUGCCAGGUUCGAAUCCCACCUGGGGAGAGUGCGGUUGAGCUCCCUCUAUCAGCUCCAGCUCCAUGUGGGGACAUGAGAGAAGCCUCCCACAAGGAUGGUAAAAACAUCAAAAACAUCCGGGCGUCCCCUGGGCAACGUCCUUGCAGACGGCCAAUUCUCUCACUCCAGAAGCGACUCAAGUUGCUCCUGACACGAAAAAAAAAAUCUGGUUAACCAAAUCCCCAUGCUAAGUCUAUGAGACGCAAAACAUUAAGAGUCCCUCCAGGCACUAUCUCAAGCAGAUAUUGACAGGUUUGUAGUGGGGUGGGGGGUGGUAGGGGUUCAACCCCCACUCCGAAAUUCUCAAAACCCCUCCCGAAUUUUGUUUCUGGCUACGACCCUGAUGGCAGGCAUCUUCAGAGGUUGUGAGGUCUGUUGAAAACUAGGCAAGUGGGGGUUUAUAUAUCUAUGGAAACUCCAGGUUGGGAGAAAGACUCCUUGUCUGUUGGAGGCAAGUAUGAAUGUUGCAUGUGGCCACCUUGAUUAGCAUCGAAUGGCCUUGCAGCUUCAACGCCUGGCUGCUUUCUGCCUGGGGGAAUCCUUUGUUGGGAGGUGAUUGUUUCUAGUCUGGAUUUCCCCUGUUUUCAGAGUGUUGUUCUUUAUUUAUUUAUACACUCUAAAAUCUAAGAUUCUUAUAAACUCUAAAAUCAGGACCGUACAUAAAUAAAGCACAACACCACUACAGUCACCAAGAGGGAGGAGCAAGCCUUGGGGAUCCCGACUCCUUUUCCUCUUCCUGCAUUGUGGAAGCCUCUCUGCUUUGCCCAGGAAAAAGGAUGAUACUCAGGGGACCAGAAACACAUGGCAAACCAGAGGAGGAGGAAGUGACCCUGUGUGGGCCUGUAACAUCACUUACCUGGUGAAUCCUCUCCUCCUCCUGUAUGCCAUGUGUUCCUAAUCCCCUGGUACUUCCCAUUCUUUCCCCAGAUAAACAGGAAGAGGAGCUGGAUCUUCCCUAUAUGCUGCUGAGUCUUUGUUUCAGGGAGAUACUGGGUAGAAUAAAGACCUGGCACACACACACACCCCUCCUGGAAAUGCCCCUUCCUCCCCAAAGGUGCAGAAGUGGAGACCCAACUGAGUAUGACCUUCUGGAAGAGAAACUCUUUAAUACCACAAAGGCCACCACAGAGAAGAGCAAGCAGGCCUUCUUGCUGCCUCAGCACAGAGAUUUUUUAAAAACCUUGUCUCAAGCCCUCUACCUUCUUUUCUGAAAAAUAAAACGGACGUGUACUGUGGAGCACUUGGUAGCAUGGAUUUAUGGAUAUGUUUGUGCAGCUUCAACAUUGAAGAAACAUUGCAAACCCAAGGAACAGAUUCCAGGAAUAAGAUUUUCUUCUGGGCAAACCUGAAAGAAAAAAAAUAAGUGACUGUUUGGAUGACCAAAAAGCCACUUCUUACAGAAUGACUACAAAAUGCUUGAGGUUAUGGAAGACCCUCUCACCUGCUCUUAAUACAGGCAGAUAAUGGCUGCCCGGAAAGGGUUAAAAGUGUAUAGUGCCAAUGCUGAUGUCAGUUCCCGUGCUUCUUUGGAGGGCUGGCCCCGCUGUGAUAUUUGAGCCUGGCUCUCCCACUUGAGGGGAAAGACACAGACAGCAAGCACCGAGAGAGAAUGGGAAGGAGCUGAAUGGGAUCCCAGGAGAAGCAGAGCUCAGCCUGGGAGGGAGCCUUUGGUUGGGGUGCCCUGCCCCACCUCCAGGCCGCCUUUCUCUGGCUUCACAGACUGGAGGAGAGCAGGAGCGGGCAAGACGGUGUCCCUGAGCACAAGGCAAACUUGGUCUGAUCAAGAACAAUACAAGUGGCUGUGGAGCCCCUGGGAAGUGCACGCAAAGCCUUUAGGGCUCCGCGGAGCACAGGUUGGGAACCACUGCUUGGUGGUCUAAAUUUGAAAGCUGUGCUGGAAAGAAAAGGAGAAUAUGGAAACCAGAGAGCUUUUUAUAAUCUUCAGAAGAUGAUGAAAUCUAUCCCAUUUAGAAUUUCGGCUUUUCAUUUUUGAACUGGGCACUACUACCAGGAUGACAAUAAAAAACACUCUAUGUAUGUUGACCACAGUUUCCCAAUGAGGAAUUUCUGAACACUGUAAAGGAGUUCAAAAUGGCAGAGCUCACUGCUGAAAAUGGCAGCUGUACGGACUGGCAGAAACGAUGCUUUAUGUUAGAGACACAGCUUUUCAAAUUCCGGCUGCAGGCUAGUAAAAUCCGGGAGCUUCUGGCUGAGAAGAUGCAAGAACUGGAGCAAAGAGUGGCCGAGGCAGAAGACAGAGCCCAGAGUGCAGAGAAGCAGGUUGAAAUCAUGGAAGAGAAGUUGAAACUUGCCAACAUGAAAACCAAUGAAUCAAAUGAAUACAAGAAAUAUCAGCAGAUGAUGAGCAGAGUGCAAGAGAAGGAUGAAUUGAUUGAAAAACUGGAGGUCCAAUUGGAAAAGCAGAAACUGCUAAGGGAAGAAGAAGCUAAAACUGUUCAAGAAAAAGCAGCCAAAAUUAAGGAUUGGGUGACAGCUAAACUAAGAGAGCUGGAGGUGGAAAACCAUUAUCUUAAGGAUUGUAACACAAGGUUAACAGAUCAGAUCAAAGCUCUUCAAGCAGCUCUACAAGAUCUGGUUACUGUCCCGUCUGAAGAGUCUGUUUCCAGCUGUAAUAUCAAACUACUUAGAGACCCGCUGUCAUGCCUCCUUGAAAACUCAAACCAGGAUCCUAGACUUCUAGCUGUGGACAUCAAACAGACAUGUCAGGAUGUAUCUACACAAGGAAUUCCAUAUAUAGCAAGUGUGGUCUUUAUGGAUGAGUCCUCUGUAGCUGAUGCGGUGGAUAAAUCAGUGCUUUCUCAGAGCUCACUGAGGCUUAUCUCUGACUCCUCAAAUAACAAUAAUGCUUCUGUGAAUGAACUGAUCUCUAUGGCAGAGUCUCCGUUUUGCACAACUUCAUUAAAACACAAAGUCGAGGCUGUGAAAAUCCGUGGAGCAUUAACUUUUCCAUCUCCUCUGGAGGAAUGUAACAACUUGACUAGUGCCUCAGACAAGGCAGUACACAACCUGUACAAGACAUCAGAUGAAAUGAAUUCUGAGAUUAACACUUCUAGGUGGACCUCAUCCUGCUCUGGGGAAAUGAGAAACAUCUGCAGAAGUUCUGUCUCAGCAUCAGCCCCAGCUUUGAAGCUGCAGAAAUCCAUCAUGUCAAUACCCUCCCAUUUUCCAGGGAAGGAAGGUGGACUUGGCAGCAGCAUGACUCUCCCCAAGGUGCGGACCCCUAGCAAUCCAAGGGACAGCAUCCUGCUAGCCAAGAGGCAUUAUAGCCAGCCACAAUCAGGAUCAGAUUGCUUGCAUCAUGUGGUGAACAUUGAGAUCAGCACUUUUCAUCCUAAAAGAGCCACUGCUCAUUGCCAAGGAAAAGUUGAGGAGACAGAUAUCGAUGAAGAGGUAGCAGAGAAGAUGGAAACUGAUGACCGUGUGGUGGAAAUGCAUCCAUUGUCUUGUCCAAGAAGUGAGACCAACACUCCUGAAACCACUAUAGUUCUGGAUCCAGGAGGCAAGCCACCCACCCCUCCGUUGCACAGAUUUCCAUCCUGGGAGAGUCGGAUCUACGCAGUUGCUAAGUCUGGCAUGAGACUUUCAGAAGUGGCUCUUGCAAGUGACUCUUCUGGCCAUGCUUCAGAUUUCCCAACGUAUUCAUCACCUGGGCCAUACACUUGCCACAUUUACAAAAAUGUCACAGUGCCAGUCUACACUAUGCUAAAAGGGAAAGCCACCCAAAUCAGCAACAUUCCUUUCGUGGAUGAGUCCUCAGGCUCUGAUGAUGACUGCAGCUCCCAUGUUAGCAUCAGUACCUCCAAUGCAGGAUGCGAACUCAGAAGAACAAGCAUGCCAGGCAGCCCUCGUGCAGUGAAAAGGGCAGGUGUCUCUAUGUCUUCAAUUAGCUCAGAAAGUGAUUAUGCCAUUCCUCCCGAUGCUUACUCCUUGGAGGAAGACUAUUCUGAACCUGAGCACAAACUCCAGAGAACAUCAUCUUAUUCCACUGAUGGUGGGGAACUGCUAGAAAAAUCUGGUUACCUAUUGAAAAUGGGUGACCAGGUAAAAGCAUGGAAGAGACGAUGGUUUGUUUUGAGAAAUGGACAGAUCAUGUAUUAUAAGUCUCCGAGCGAUGUUAUCUGUAAGCCACAGGGGCGGAUUGAACUGAAUCCUUCUUGCCAAAUUGUAAGGUGUGAAGGAUCCCACAUUUUCCAGCUCAUCACUGAAAAAAGAACUUACUUCCUGACAGCUGACUCUCCUAAUAUUUUGGAGGAGUGGAUCCGUGUCCUUCAAAACAUCCUAAAAGUACAAGUGACCAGUCCCUCUCAGGUGUCUCUCCGAGAUGCCAAACCCUCUGUGAAAGGCUGGCUCACCAAGGUGAAACAUGGACGCUCAAAGCUGGUUUGGUGUGUGCUGAUUGGGAAAAUAUUUUAUUAUUAUCGUAAUCAGGAGGACAAGUGUCCACUGGGCCAUUUGCAUCUGCAUGAAUCAAAGGUGGAAGAAGUAGAUCGCUCCUGUGAUUCUGAUGAAGAUUAUGAAACUCACGGUGGGAACCUCCUUUCUUCACAUUGCACCCUGGUUAUUCACCCUCCAGAUCAGAGUCCAACCUAUCUGCUCAUUGGUACUAAACAAGAAAAGGAUACUUGGUUAUACCACCUAACAGUAGCAGCAGGCAGCAGCAAGAGCAGUGCAAAGGUGGGCACUGCCUAUGAGCAGCUGAUUGGGAAGCUACUGGAUGCAGAAGGAGACCCAAAUUCCCCUUUGUGGAAAAAUCCAGUGCUCUGUUACAGCAAGGAUGGGCUUCAGAUGCCCCUCACCACCCUGCCUUCAGAAGCAUUGCAGACGGAGGCCCUCAAACUCUUCAAGUCUUGCCAGCUGUUCAUCAAUGUCCCCGUAGAAGCUCCAUCAAUUGAUUAUCACGUUACAUUGGCACAAACAGCACUCCAGGUCUGCCUGACCCACAGUGAGCUCCAGAAUGAAAUCUACUGCCAGCUGAUGAAGCAGACCAGCAGAGAGGGUCAGAAUCACUCUGUUAUUCAGUGCUGGCAGCUUCUGGCUCUUUGCUCGCCUCUCUUUCUGCCUCAGCACCACUUCCUCUGGAAUCUCAAGCAUCAUCUGCAGCACCAUGCGGACCCAAAAAGUGAAAUAGGCAAGUAUGCCAUCUACUGUCAGAGGUCAAUGGAGCAUACUUUGAAAGCUGGAGAGCGAGAAGCCAGACCUUCCCGAAUGGAAAUUGUGUCCAUUUUGCUGAGAAACCCCUAUCACCACUCCCUCCCCUUCAGUAUUCCAGUCCACUUCAUGAAUGGAACCUACCAGGUGGUUGGCUUUGAUGGCUCUUCAACCGUAGAUGAGUUCCUGCAGCGGCUGAACCAGGAGACAGGGAUGAGGCGAUCAGCUCUCUCUGGAUUUUACCUCUUUACAGAUGAUCCUUCUGGUAGAGAUCUAGAACACUGCCUACAAAGCCCUGUGAAGAUCUGUGAUAUCAUUUCAAAAUGGGAGCAAGCCUUGAAAGAACUGAAUCCAGGAAAAUAUGAUGGUGGUACACGAAUAGUGAAACUAACCUAUAAAAAUAGAUUAUAUUUCCGAAGUCAAGCAAAAGCUGAGACAGACCGAGAGCGCUUAUUGCUGGCUUUCCAGAUCAAUGGUGAAAUAGUGAAUGGGAGAUUCCCGGUCAAUAAGGAGCUGGCUCUGGAAAUGGCAGCUUUGAUGGCUCAGGUGGAAUAUGGAGACUUAGAUCGACCGAUACCAUCAAACCCUGGGGGAUCACCCCAUUCCAAAAUGCAACAUUUUCUCCAGCAGGUUCUGGACAAAUUUUACCCCAAGCGCUACAGACACAGUACUUCUUCUGAACAGUUACGGCGGCUGGCUGACCGAUUAGCUACCAAAUGGAUGGUGCUGCAAGGGUGUUCUAUGCAAGAAUGUGUUCGGAUCUAUUUGACUGUGGCUCGGAAAUGGCCCCUCUUUGGAGCCAAAUUGUUUACUGCUAAGCCUGUCCUACCUUCUUCUUUGGAAGACGCUCCGCUAUGGAUCGCUGUGAAUGAAGAUGGGAUCAGUAUACUGGACUAUAACACUUUGCACUUAAAAUUGGCUUAUUCCUAUUCUUCUGUGCUGACUUUUGGAGGCUAUCAUGAUGACUUUAUGAUCGUAGUCAGUCAAGUGAAGGACAGGUGUUCUGGCAAAGCCAAUCCUGAAAAACUGCUUUUUACAAUGGCAUCUGUAAAGAUUGUUGAAGUGACUCUCCUUAUUGCCAGCUAUAUUAACUGCUGUUCUUCAACACCACACUUGUCUCCCGGUCCACCUGCUCAGAUCAUCAGUCCACCAUGGAGUACGUCAUCUGCUAAGAAGCUCAUGGGACAUGAAAGCAGGUCUUUCUUUCCUUCACUACCCCGGACCACUAAGGGACCUACCCUGCUUCAAAAGAAUGGAAAAGCCUCACACAAAGCACCUGGUGGAAUGAACCUGAAUCCCACGCUGAAAAAAAGGUCAGAUAUACAUUUAUAAUGAAUACAUAAAUUGAUUGCACAGGAAACAAUGACUCAGUGGCCAAAAUCAAUACUAUGCCUAAUCCAUUACUUUCUGUCCUCAGGAUCUCCAUGUUUAUACCACGUUUACAACACUAAUAUAUCAUUUCCAAAAUUUAUCACAGACUAAAGGGACUCCAAAGAGUAACUGUUCUUUGAAAAUCAGUUAAAUCAUUUUUAAAAAUCCAAAAUAUUGUAUAUUAAAAACAUUUAUCAUACAAAAUACAAAAGUAUAAUGCUUAAAAAUAUUUUCUAGCCAGUUCCCUCUCCCAAAUUUGGCAUCUAAAUUCUUUACCAAUGAUAGAUGCAAUUAAAAAAAAUUGCAAUCUGUAAUGUAUGCACAACUCAAAUAACACUAUUGUAAAUCUGUUCCUGAUUUCCUGUUUAAUUGUGCAGUACUUACUUUGCAAGUAGUUGUUACACUUCAGAAACUUAGUUUUUGUGACUGCUACCAACUAUGUUGGUUGAGACUCUAUGAGGUAUUCAUUGAAAAACAACAGCAAAAUGUGCUGCAGGAUGUCCCACAAAAACAAAGUUAUUUUGUAGUUUAAUAAACUUUUUCCCCAUAUUUUUAUGAUAGAACCAAUUUGGAAAUAACAUCUAUAACCCAGGAACAAAAAUUGUGUUACAUAGUGUAACUGAAUAUGUUUCUUAAUAUUUAUUAUAUUUAAUAAGCUUUUAUGAAUAGAACCACGUUUUGUAACAUAUAUGUGCACUUGUAUUUCUAGAUAUAUUCAUCUACUACCCUGAACACAUAAUGAUGAGGACAGUCUUACAAAGUCAUAUUCAGUUUUAUUGCAAUUCAGAUGGCAUUCACUCUGUCGCAUAAUCUUUCCCAAAAUAGUCCACAUACCAUCUGAAAGGUAUUGGCAUGCAACAGAAGCUUUUUGCUAAAAAUCUCAUGGAUUUAUUUAGUUCUCUGAAAAAUACCUUUCCAGCCUUUUCAAAGCUUCAGGCAACUAACAAAAAAGUUAAUUUUUACUGUUGCACCCAAAACUACAGCUACAGCACUGCAAAGAUAAAUGAUUAUAGAGAUGAAUUAAUUUUUGAGAUCCAAUUUAUUAGAUUCAGCUAAUUUUGUUGUCAGCAGUCCACUUGAUUAUGUACCUGAAGUAUUGCCUCAACAGGCAGGUAUUUAUAUGUAUGCUACAGUGGGAAGGAGAUAGGUGGGAAUCCAAAUAGAAAAGAUACAACAUUAUCUUAACAUCAGAUCUUAACAAUUUCAAUGGAAAUUGAAAAGUUUAUAUUACACAAGUGUACACGUGUAUGGUAUAAAAAGCCUUUUGCUAGUCCAUGUUACAAGAGUUCAUUGUGCAGCUCACUACCUCUCAAACUUUGGCCUUCCAAAGCUACUGGGAGUUUUAGAGAAAAAACAGGUUCACUCUGUACGUGUUAAUAGGCUCACUGAGAUGAUAAAUUGUAUUAUUUAGAGCUGACAUAACUGAGAAAAUCAGAGGCUUAAAUGCACCAAAGAGUGGCAAAGGUUAGUGCUCCACCUACCUAGGCAAAAUUAAUAGUCUAGAAAGUUCAGUGGUCAAUCUAUGCUUAACUGAGCAUGUUACUGCCCCAGCUAAGUUGACAUUAACUGCAAAUCAGUGAAUUUCAAACUGACAUGGACAACAAGUUCGGGUGACAAAAUCACGUAGCACUAAAGAGCUCUGCAAGAUAAGAAGCCACAGUGAACAGUGGACAAGCUAGCAUUGAUUUUCUAGGAUUUCUAAUAUUCUUAAGUGUACCUUGAGCACCCCAUAACCCACCCUGCUAGACACAGAUCGCCUUGAUAAGCUGGAUGUUUGCUGGACCCUUCCCUGCCCUGUUUGCGUCAGCACUUGCCUUGUACGUGGUGGGUUGGGACGAAAAGUUCCUGCUGAUAAGAACUGGACAAGGGAGGCUACAGGGGAGGAGAUAUGGACCAUGGUGUGAAACUGACUGAUUGUGCUUUAACCAAUUGAGCCUGACAGUGAUUGAGUAAUUCCCCAAAAGGGUGGCAUGGUACUGUGAAACUAUACAUAACAAAAUUUUCUUUCUGAGAGAGAAAAAUGCCUGGUUACUUUGCUGGCCUUGCCUGGAAAGCUGCACUUUUACUUUUCACCUUUAAGAGAUUGGGGUGACAAUACUAUGGCAAAAAAUACUGAAUUCAAAUAAUUUGGCUCCAAGGUAUACCUAGGCAAAGAUGGAUAUCACGGAAUGCAAACUUAUAGUCAAACAUUAGUGUCUCACCUGAAAGAGUGGUACCACCUCAGAAACAACAUGAGGUUCCACAGGGUCUUGGAGAAGAAUGCACAGGUAAUAGAUAACCUUUUGCUACAAAAACAAGUAUCAGAGAAGAAGAAGAGUUAUAAAAUCGUUGUUUCUUAUCACAACAUCCAAACUUUAAAAAUAAAGUAUGCCAAGUAUGCCAUAUCACAAUAGGUUAUGUAUCAGGAAAUCCCAUCUUCAUACCAGCAUUCAAAUGUCUCAAACUAAUGACACAAAAACAAACUAAGGCCUUUGAAAGAGCCUUCUAACCUCAUUCGAAUGGUAGAAGAAAUAUGUCACUUUUCUCAGGUGGUUAACGUUAAAACAGAUGGGCAAGUACAACUGCUAAGGGCCCACUGCAGGUCACAACAUCCCUAAGACACAUGAAGAAAGGCUAAACCAAUAAUCAGAAAUUGCCAGUUGCAAUUUGAGGGACCUUGGCAGGUUCAGAGGGUUGUUCUGUGCCGAACUACAGCUUUUGGAAGCUUCUGGGGCCAUUUUUAAAGGGAGGAAGAAGACAAAUACCUUAAAGCAGUGGUGUCAAACAUGUGGUCUUCCACAUGUUUGGACUUUAGCUCCCAGAAUUCCUGGCCAUUGGACAAGUUGACAAGGGUGUCUGGGAGUUGGAGGCCAGGAAGGAAAGAAAGAAAAAAGAGGAGGAAAGGUGUACGAGGGAAAGCAAAAGAAGUCAGAAAGAAAAGAAGAAAAGAUAAAAGAAGGUGUGUGAGGAAAAUGGAGGAAGGAAAGAAAGAGCACUGCAACUGAGACUCUGUGAAGUAGACCUUCUCAGAGCUGGAGAAGGGAGAAAGCUGGCAGGCAGCGACCUCUUCAACACAUUGGGCAAUGCCGGGUGUUUAUGCUAAUUAAUAAAUAGAUAAUGCUUACCAUAUAUAUGGCUUCGUUGAUGACCACAUCUUUUAUCUGGCUCAUUUCUAUAAACGCCGUACUCUCUUUACCAGAUGCAUAAGAUGAUGUCAUCUGUAUCCCAAGGGAACCAACGAUCAGCAGGGACUCCUGGUCAAUUUUCACAAAGUGCAAGUACACAAGCAAGCCGAUCAGUGUGACGAAUAUGGCAGCGGAGAGGACUACACUGUUCUGAAAGAGAAAACAAGCUGGCGACUUACAACCACAUUCAGUAAUUGGCCAAACAGAAGCCAGUUGUGUUUCUAUCCAUUUGACUCGUACACCAAGCAACACACUAUAUGACAAACCUUGGCUGGAAUUGAGCACAACCUCCAGGAUGCUGAAGAUGGGAAAAUGCCUAUAUUUAUAUACUGUAUACAUCUAUCUGUUGUCUGUCCUGUCUGUAUAACGGCAUUGAAUGUUUGCCGUAUAUGCGUUCUGUGAUUUUCCCUGAGUCCCCUUCAUGGUAAAAAGAGUGGAAUAUAAAUGCUGUAAAUAAACAAACAAACAAACUGCAAAAUGAAA
Anolis carolinensis (green anole) is the source of this 10884-nucleotide messenger RNA. RefSeq names its product pleckstrin homology, MyTH4 and FERM domain containing H1 (gene plekhh1). Gene Ontology annotation, cellular component: cytoskeleton. Bases 2789 to 7198 code for a protein of 1469 amino acids. The transcript is spliced from 33 exons. NCBI's taxonomy places the organism in Eukaryota, Metazoa, Chordata, Lepidosauria, Squamata, Anolidae. The record is from RefSeq and is a predicted model, not a curated record.